Staurois parvus is the source of this 438-nucleotide messenger RNA. The record is from the annotation of a GenBank genome assembly. Lineage: Eukaryota; Metazoa; Chordata; Amphibia; Anura; Ranidae.
AUGGGCUUUCAAAUUGGUUGGUAUUUUAACUUUGUUUCUCUUUUUAGAUGUCGAGCAUAUGAAGACUGCUGUGGAUCCAGGUGCUGUGUACGAGCCCUUUCCAUUCAGAGACUAUGGUAUUUCUGGUUCCUGUUGAUGAUGGGAGUUCUGUUUUGUUGUGGAGCCGGGUUCUUCAUAAGAAGGAGAAUGUACCCUCCCCUGCUUGUUGAAGAGCCAACAUUUAAUGUAUCGUACACAAGGCAAACUCCUGGGCCUCCACCAGGACCUCAGCAGCCAGGGAUGCCCUACUACUCAGAUCCAGGAGGAAUCCCAACUCCUGCUCCCUCUUUUCACAUGCAGCCGAACUCACCACAAGGGAACCCAGCAUUUCCACCUCCCCCUUCUUACUACAACACACCUCCACCACCCUACGAGCAAGUGGUGAAGUCUUGCAAAUGA